UCACAGGUGAGAAUCUGUAACGGUGAAGAUAUAGAACACCAGGUAAAGAUACAGGUAUAUAAACACAAGACUAUUUUGCUAUUCACUGUCAGAGAGUUCAUAUAUCAGCUAUGGCGACAGCGAAGGCUUUUUCUGCAGAGACAAAUUUCCCCGCCUUGGAGGCUGGCAAACUACGGGUUUACAGCAUGAGGUUUUGUCCAUACGCACAACGCUCACUCCUAGUGCUGGCUCACAAAAAUAUACCACACGAAGUCGUCAAUGUUAACCUGAAAAAUAAACCAGACUGGUUCCUUCAGCGGAACCCUUUUGGCAAGGUUCCCGUUCUUGAGCAAGACGACAAAAUAGUGUACGAGUCCCUCAUCUGCAGUGACUACCUGGACCAGACUUAUCCCGGGAACAAACUGACCCCUGACGACCCUUAUCGCCUGGCUCAAGAUAAAAUACUCGUGGAACAUUUCGACAAGCUGACGGUGGAUUUCUACAAAGCCCGGCAAUCGCAACCAUCUGAAAUACCAGCUGCUAUAGAAAAGGUUCGCCAACAGUUAGCGAGAUUUGACGCUGAAAUUAAGAGAAGGGGAGACUACUUAGGAGGUGACAAAGUACAAAUGAUUGACUUCAUGAUUUGGCCCUGGUUUGAGCGGUUCCUUCUGGUAGAGAAAAUGUUUUCCCAAAUGAUCGUAUCGCAUGAGUCUUUGCCAAAUUUACAUGAAUGGACGAAGAGAAUGUUGGAUUGUCCAGCCGUUAAAAAAUGCAUGCUGCCUAUGGAACAACAUGCGGAAUUCUUGAAAAGUUCCAAAAUGGGUGCUCCAAAUUAUGACGUAGGUUUGGAGGAAUGAAAUAGGCUGAUUAUUUCGAACUUAAUAACUUUGAUAAAACAAAUGCUUUGUUAUAUACAAGUUAAAUGUUGUAUCCAUUUUUAACAAUGAAUUUUCAUACUUAUUUCUGAUGACCAUGGCAUAUGUUGAAUAAAACAAUUUACUAAACCCUA
Messenger RNA from Ostrea edulis (European flat oyster), 988 nucleotides. Its product is annotated as glutathione S-transferase omega-1. Gene Ontology annotation, cellular component: cytoplasm. Lineage: Eukaryota; Metazoa; Mollusca; Bivalvia; Ostreida; Ostreidae. Bases 111 to 836 code for a protein of 241 amino acids. Gene Ontology annotation, molecular function: glutathione dehydrogenase (ascorbate) activity; glutathione transferase activity. The transcript has 5 exons. The record is from RefSeq and is a predicted model, not a curated record. Gene Ontology annotation, biological process: glutathione metabolic process.